CUUCCCCGAAAGCUGGAGAGGCAAGUGGUUCCAGAACGGACUCGGUAACGUAGAAAUCACGGCCCACGCCAUCUCGCACAUUGGCCACUGUAAGAGUUACGAUGGUCACAAAAAAUAUCUCCUCCUCAACAGGCCGGACAUGUGUUUCAUCUGUUUGGUGUUCACCCCUCAGCAUCAUAAUCUGGUUCAGUACAAGCAGAGUUUCUGUGUCCGAUCAGAUCGUAUUGAAGAAGUUUGUGACAUGAUUACAGGGGAUUUUAUUUUAAAUACAAUGGUCAAAGUUCCAGGUGUGCCGAUACCGUGUCCAUUCCAAGGACAUUACAGUUUUUCCUACACCAACGGAAGUGAGGUCAAAUGUGACGACCCGCCUUCCAGCUUCCAGGCAUGCGCAGACAGUUCCAGAUUUUUAUUUCAUCACCGGAAGUGCCACAAUGUCGGCAACACCAAUGAUAAAAUUGAGUCCUUCCAGUGUCUUGCCACCUGGGACAACGGAGUCGACCAUUAUUUGUACGGUCGUUUUACAGGACCAGCUCUUACAACCAAAGAGAGCCAGUAUCGAUGCUUU
Messenger RNA from Candidula unifasciata, 565 nucleotides. The record is from the annotation of a GenBank genome assembly. NCBI's taxonomy places the organism in Eukaryota, Metazoa, Mollusca, Gastropoda, Stylommatophora, Geomitridae.